Molecule: messenger RNA, 5301 nt
Organism: Betta splendens (Siamese fighting fish)
Lineage: Eukaryota; Metazoa; Chordata; Actinopteri; Anabantiformes; Osphronemidae
Gene: fbxl16
Product: F-box and leucine-rich repeat protein 16
Exons: 7
Coding region: 469-1992 (507 amino acids)
Biological process (GO): SCF-dependent proteasomal ubiquitin-dependent protein catabolic process
Cellular component (GO): SCF ubiquitin ligase complex
Molecular function (GO): protein binding
Source: RefSeq, a predicted model, not a curated record
GCUGCCGCUGCUGUUACAUAAGAGGCAGACACAGUCGCUCCAGCUGCUCCAGCUCUAUCCCUUUAAAUGAGAAGACGCUGCGGCGCUUUGCGUGUGCGCGUGUGGAGGAGAAAUUACCAAGCAGCGAGGGCCACUGUGUUGUGGAGGAGGACCAGCGGCCGAAAACACGGCACAGCCGCGCGUUUGCUCGAGUUCGAGCCGUUUUCCAGCGGAGCCGGUGACUCGGUUCCCCGGUGCGGUCGAUUGAUUGGGAUUCUGGACCUCGGCGUUCCGCCUGUAUCUAUGGGCUCAUAGGCGGACCUCUCACGCCCCGACAGAACGCAACGCGCAGGGCGGCCGCACAAUUAUUAUUUAUUUCGCCAUUUCGGUACCGCAGCGUUGAGAGAAACGUGAUCGCGGGGCAGCGUCGACCACAGCGCGCGGAUCAUGGAUUAAUACCCGAGUGAAUUUUCAUCUAAGAGGUUCCCGAUGUUGAACAUGUCCAGCCCCAGUGAGCUGAAGUCUCCUUGUGUGACUCGCAACGGUAUGGUGAAGCUGCCGUCCAGCCAGCCCAAUGGUUUGGGCAGCGCCAGCAUCACCAAAGGGACGCCCGCUGCCAAGAACCGCCUCUGCCAGUCGUCCUCGGUGCCCUCCAUCCUUCCUCCUCCGUCCUCGCUCCCCUACCAUCACCACCACAACCACCACCACCACCUGGACGGCCCCGGCAUGCCCCACUCUGCAGCUUCCCUCCUGGGUUCUGACCUGGAGUCCGGUAAACCCCUAGUAGGCCUGAAGCCAAGCCUUCGCCAGCUCCCCCCCCUCACUCUGCCCAAACCCAUUCUCCUGGAGCGUCAGCUCGUCCUCGACGAGAAGCUGCUUAAUCGACUGCUCUGGUACUUCACCACAGCAGAAAAGUGUGUGCUGGCGCAGGUAUGCAAAACGUGGCGUAAGGUGCUGUACCAGCCCAAGUUCUGGGAGGGCGUGACGCCCAUCCUACACGCCAAGGAGCUGUACGCGAUGCUGCCCAACGGGGAGAAGGAGUUUGUGAGUCUGCAGGCCUUCGCUCUGCGCGGCUUCCAGUCGUUCUGUUUAGUGGGGGUGUCAGACUUGGACAUUUGUGAGUUCAUCGACAACUACCCACUGUCGAAGAAGGGAGUGCGUUCCGUCAGCCUCAAGAGGUCCACCAUCACAGACGCCGGUCUGGAGGUCAUGUUGGAGCAAAUGCAAGGCCUGAUGCACCUGGAGCUGUCAGGCUGCAACGACUUCACGGAGGCCGGCCUGUGGUCCAGCCUGAACGCUCGGCUAACCUCCCUUAGCGUCAGCGACUGCAUCAACGUGGCGGAUGACGCGAUAGCUGCGAUCUCACAGCUCCUGCCUAAUCUAUCAGAGUUGAGCCUGCAGGCCUACCAUGUCACUGACACGGCCAUGGCCUACUUCACAGCCAAACAGGGCUACACCACUCACACUCUGCGGCUCCAUUCCUGCUGGGAGAUCACCAAUCACGGUGUGGUCAACAUGGUGCACAGCCUGCCCAACCUGACUGCCCUCAGCCUCUCUGGCUGCUCUAAGAUCACUGACGAUGGCGUGGAGCUGGUUGCCGAAAACCUGCGCAAGCUGCGGAGCCUGGACCUGUCCUGGUGCCCUCGGAUCACUGACAUGGCCCUGGAGUACAUCGCCUGUGACCUGCACAAGCUGGAAGAACUUGUGCUGGACAGGUGUGUGCGGAUUACAGACACCGGUCUGGGCUACUUGUCCACCAUGUCAUCGUUAAGAGGCUUGUAUCUGCGCUGGUGCUGUCAGGUGCAGGACUUUGGAUUGCAGCAUUUGUUUAGUAUGAGGAGUCUUCGUCUACUGUCUCUUGCAGGCUGCCCCCUGCUGACCACUACUGGUCUGUCAGGCCUAAUUCAGCUGCAGGAGCUGGAAGAACUGGAGCUGACCAACUGCCCCGGAGCCACCGCUGAGCUCUUCAAGUACUACUCCCAGCACCUGCCCCACUGCAUGGUCAUUGAGUAGGGGUCGCAGGCCCGUCCUGUCAACACAGCGACCGCCACACUUCAAUCUUCUGCCUUCUCACUCAUCCUCAGUCAUUUUCCCAAAUGCUAACCAGGAGGCUGAACUGCUUAUUCUGCACCACACUGACCCACUUCACCCGUCCCACCCCUCCCUAACCUCCACCCCCCACUGAUUGUACUGAUCCAGGCAGGCGGACACAGAGGCAGCAUGUUGGGUGACCCCGGGUUGAUGGGAUAGUGCUUGAGCUUCACUUAAGGAGAUGCGGGAGCGACGAGCUUGGUGCGACGUCUUGUCUGACAGCGGGUUUUCAGAAUGAACGAAAGGUCGAGGGCUUCACUGAAGAAGCAGUUGGUUUAUGUUGUUUUAGAGGAUCCUGGACAAGGCGACAUGCGCAGCGCAGAGAAGAUAUCAGGAGGGAGCUGGAGACUCGCGUCUGAGCGAAUACGACGGAACUCUCACAUGUGCUCACACACUGUAAAAUACACUCACGCAUACUGUUUAUGAUAAGUGGAACAAAUGUUAGCCCUCAACACCAUGAGCGCUGACAGUUUUAUUCCCAUCACUCUGUAAAUAACGGCUGUUUCCCCUCCUCCAAGAAGGUGUCAAAGGUUCCGAGAGAGAUGGGACACGGCUCUGUUCUCUUCCUUUCUGUGUGUGUGACAUAGACUCACGGGUUUCCGUCUUUUAGGGACGCCAACACCUCUUCUCCAUUUCUGUGUCUUAUCAGAAAUCAAAAACAAUCAAACAAAAAAAAGAAGAAGGAAUUCUGAGAAACAACUGUUUACAUUGUUUUGUGUUGGGUUGCACGCUUGGUUGCGUCAGUUCUUCUCUGCUCUCUUCAUUUUUUUUUUUGUUGUACAAACAGGAUUUGAUUUACAGCUCAGAAGAGAAACUUGGUGUCAACCGUGAAAGUGGCGCUUUUUGAGUGGGAAACGAGCCAGAGGAAAGGAGACACGUGCAUGAUGCGUUUGAAUUAUAUGCUGGAGGGUCAUUUUGGUUUUAUGCUGGUGAUAAAAUGCUUUUCAGAGUCGCGAUGAAUGUGGGAUCUGAAAUUGAAAGGUUUUAAAUUCCCUGGCUAAGGUUCUCACGGCUCCACUACAGGGAAGGCUCAGAACGAAGAGCUCGGAACAAAGAGCUCAGAACUAAAAGCUCUGGUAAUGUGAAAGCUUUCAACAAUGAUUUAACUUUUCUUUACUACAAACCCAGAGUCAGAUAAACCUCCUUUUUAGUUUUGAUAAAGAAAUGAAUUAAAUUAUUUGACGGUAGUGGAAUUCUAUUACGGUUGCUUUUAGUUCUGUUCUUUGUCCAGUUGUAUUGAAACACGAGAAGCGAGCAAUUAGAAAUAUUAAACCGUCAGGAAGGAAAAUGAUGAAGGUUCUCAGUCAACCCAGCACGUUAGUCCAAAGGUGCUUCUUAGUGGUAAACCGAGGUUUUUGCUGAUAUUCCACCUUCCGUUCUUCAGGUCUGUCCACACAGUAGUAACUGAAGAACACGAUGAGAGGUCAUUAAAACCACAGUUAGUAUUUUGGAACAGGUUGUGUCUUAGGUUUCCAUCCAGCUCGGACCAGGCUCCUCUUCGCAUACACUAUGCCUUCGUACUGCUGAACUCAUACGAACCAGUGCCUGUAUUUCGGACUCUGGGUAGAAAGAAUUUAUCCAUUAAUGUAUAUUAAUGCCACAGACGAAACACCUUUAGAGCCAGUGGUGAAGUCCGUCCCCCCCAUCGGAUUUUUAAUGGAAACGGAUGCUGCUGCGCUGCUGUGCUGCUCUUUGCCUCUCGCGUGACCCGAGACGCGCAAACUGCCAACUUCGUGGAUGGAUGUCGGCGUCAGCCAGUAUUACGUUGUGCCAAAUGCCUCCGCAGCAGCACAGGACAUGUGUCUGGUUUAACUGAUCAUUGACUGCACUGAAAUGGGCUGAGUGGCAGACGAUGCAUGGUCCCAGCUGGUCUGUAUUUCUGUUUCAGGAAGGAUUGUUUCAGGAGUUACUGUGCAUCUAUUCAUUGUACAUAAGUAUAUUUAUUUAUUUAUUUAUUUAUUUAAAUUAAGUCUUUAUUUAUUUAUGUGAUUUAUUUAUCAACGAGACAUUUUCAAUGACUUUGAGUUUGAUGUGAUUUGCUGAAAAAGGGUUUGUAUUAAUUGCUGAUUUAUUAAAAUGAUCAUUCUUUUUUUAAACCAAGACCCAUAUGUGAAAUAAUAAACUAAUUACACAUUAAACAUUCACUCUUUGAGACACCGCUGACUGUCGUUAGCACUGAUUUGAAGUCUUCAUAGUGUGCAAGAGAGUAUUUCUUCUGUACAGAUGUGUAUUAACUUUGUAUCACUGUUUGGUUCAUUACUAAGGACGGAGGCAGUGACAGGUUUUAUUUACUGUCAUUAUUCUGAACAUGGCAGCAAAAUAGAGACGUAACACCUGUGUGAGAGGUUGAGGUCUAUCAUGCAAUGUUUACACUGUCUGUGACAAAUGGGGACAUCUGUCAUGUGAUGAAGCAGGAGGUGAAGAUUCUUUAAAAGCCUGUUCCUAGUAAAUGUCUACACAUUAGUUAUCAACUGUAUUUUUCUACUCAAAUAAAAGACCAGAUCAUAUAUGAGCAACAUUUACUGCAGGUGCCGACACCCUGCAUCCCAGAAUUCAGCCAUAUCACAGAAGCAUCAUUAAAUUGGCUGCUGGUGAUAAAGUUAGAAUUGUUUUCGCCCCAAAAAAUAUUGUUUCCACUGACCAAUGUAAUUGUAUUUUGUAAAUAGAAGUAAAUUUUGAGUUUGAUUGACACAACCAAAAAAAAUGAUGAAUAGACUUUUUUCAAAGGAUGUAAAACAUCAGUACAUUAUAAUGUUCAUAGCAUGACACACUUUUACACAGUGAGAACCCCCAUUAUUCAUUAUUACAACACAUAAGCAGCCACAGGCAAUCUGCCUUGACAGGCUGGGAAGAGUAGAGAGAAGUCACAGGAAGAAUUUUAUGUGUGUGAUUUACCACAGGCUCAGUUCAGUAAUGAAAACGUUGGGUCAUGCUGCUAUGAUCAGAGUCGGGUUCUUCAUUAUUACUGGACACUGCUGCUGCAAACAGUUCAAAAGACACCUCACACCUCACGAUGGGAAAAGCCUGACAUUCGCCCAGACAACAAGAAGUAACAAAACAAUCAAAAUGUAAUUAAAUAAAAGGUAACACACGCUCCUGUCCCUGUUAUUUGAAUGUGUUGCAGCAUCAAACUCAAAAUUUCCUUAUAUUUAGUUAAUCUAAUUGAUUUGAUCAAUGAUUUUUUUUCUUUGUGCUUUUGUCAAAUAAAUAAAAGUUGAAGUGAAUUAACAA